Messenger RNA from Macrosiphum euphorbiae (potato aphid), 2121 nucleotides. The record is from the annotation of a GenBank genome assembly. NCBI's taxonomy places the organism in Eukaryota, Metazoa, Arthropoda, Insecta, Hemiptera, Aphididae.
AUGGAUGGAGUUGAGAAUAUGAAUAUACGAAGGGGGCAGUUAAAAGCGUCGAUAACGCGCUUUUGGAACAGCCUACAAUCUCCAAAUGUCGAUCCAGUCGAGAUAAAAGCUCGACGAGAAAAGAUUGAAGAGGUGUGGAUAGAGUAUGAGCAACUUCAAUCUGUGAUAGAGGCGCAGAAAGAGGUCGACAUAAAUACACAGAAUGAGUAUAGGGAAAUAUUCGAGGACCUAUACUUUAAAAGUGUGGCGGCGGCGGAGAAAAUAAUUACACAAACGAAGGGCACAGAGGAGCGCGAAAAAAGCAAAAGCGAAACGUUCUAUGAAAAAAAAGCAACCCCGGCAGUUAAGUUAGCAGCGUUAAAUGUGCCUACAUUUAACGGAAAUUAUCACGAAUGGGCGUCAUAUUAUGAUAUAUUUUCCGUAUUAGUGGAUAAAAAUCCGGAUAUAAGUGAUAUAGAAAAAAUUUUCCAUUUGCGAGCAUCACUGUCCGGCGAAGCACUAGCGUCUAUACAAUGUUUGGAGACGACGGCGAAUAAUUAUGCGAUAGCUUGGAAAUCUCUUGUGCAGCGGUACAAUAACAAACGAGUGUUAGUACAGGCACACGUAAAGUCCAUAUACGACCUUGAAGCAAUGAGUGGCGAAUCGGCGAGUAAGCUAAGACAAUUUACGGACACGCUCAGUGGACACAUGCGGGCUUUAGAGGCGCUAGGCGAACGACCCGGGGAUUGGGGACCACUAUUAAUACAUUUAAUCGCAACAAAAAUUGAUAAAACCACAUUGAGAGAGUGGGAAUCAAAAUCGUCGCAUGAUAAGGUGCCAACGGUGUCGGAGAUUAUUCAAUUCUUGGAAUCGAAAUUCAAGGUUUUAGAAGCCAUAGAGGUCGCAAAAAACAUAAGUGUUCGAGCGCAGCGGCCUAUAGAAACCAGCGCGAAAAAAUAUUAUGAAAAAGGAAGCGCGUCGAAGUCGUUCGCGUCUACGUCAAAAUUAAAAUGUUAUGUGUGUGGAUCAGAACAUACGAUUUAUAAGUGCCCUACAUUUUGCGGUUUAGACAUAUCGGAUAGAAUAAAACGCGCAACGGAGCUUGAUUUAUGUAAAGUUUGUUUACGUAAACACGACGGUCGAAAAUGUAACGCGCGAUUUUGUUUCAAAUGUGCAAAGCCGCACAACACGCUUUUGCACUUGUCUGGAGUGGGAAAUAAAUCAACGACAAACGAACAAAUACAGGUUCAGUCGACAACAGCUGGCUUGAAUAUUGCAGGAAGGAGCGAUGAAGAGUCAAAGUCCAUAAGUGCCCACGCGUCGGUAAUAUUGGACGAUCGUAUUUUAUUGGCGACAGCGAUAAUAUUAUUGCGUGACGAGAUAGGUAAUUUGGUACCCGGACGGGUAUUACUGGACUCUGGGUCACAGAGUAAUUUAAUUACUGAAGAAAUGGUUCAAGUGCUAGGACUUAAGAAAAAACGUAUUAAUCAUAGCUUAUCGGGAAUCGGAGAUAGCGCGCAGACAGUGUCGUCGACAGUGAAUACAACGAUCAUAUCAAAUUAUAACGAGUUCACAUUAUCUACAUCGUAUUUAGUCGUAAAACGCAUAACGACAAACAUACCGUCAAGAGUGUUUAAAGGAAAUUACGUAAUUCCUAACGGUGUACAGUUGGCUGAUCCAUCAUUUCUAAAACCACAGAAAAUAGAUUUAUUAAUUGGGGCCAAUCACUUUUUCGAUUUAAUGCAAUCUGGACGACUUAAACCAAUAGCGGAGGGACCGGUGUUCCAAGAGACGUGCUUGGGAUGGGUGGUUUCGGGUCCGUUAGGACUUCCGGAAAAAUCCGAAUAUGAACACUCAUCCAGUGCGAUAUGUUUACUGACGGGUGAGACCCCGGAGACAGAUUUGGAAAGGAUAAUUGCGACAUUCUGGAGGCUCGAGGAGUAUGGAGAAAAAAAAGUAUACACUUUGGAAGAAAAGGCGUGUAAAAAUGAUUUUGAAAAAAAUGUUAAAUGGAACGGCAGUGGCAGGUUUGUCGUACACUUACCAUUCAAAAAAGAUAAACCUAAAUUAGGAAACUCGUACGAGAUAGCGAAGCGUCGGCUGUUAUCGUUGGAAGGCGUUUUCAGAGGGAUCCAAAAUUAA